GGCGUUCUCUGGAUAUCUAUUGGAGCGGGUUAUGUCCUCAAAAGUACUGACUCCACUGUCAGAACGAUGUAUGUGUAAGGAUUGGGGCAAAGGAAUCGACUUGGGCAGGGAUGACUUACAAGAUGUCUGUCAGAGUAUGAAGCUGACAAGCUUGGGACACCGACUAAAAUGGCAAUCAGCUUGCCUGCAUGAAUACUCCAAGUUUCCUUAAAGAUGAGCAGGUCAUAGCAUAAUCUAUACGGGAAAGGAGACAGAAACUCAAUCCUCGAACACUUGCAACGUUCAACCAGCAAAGUUCUUAUCAUUCACCCAAGAUGACUAAAAUGCAGAAGCUGUGUGCUUCGGUGCACGCCUUGGCUUCACAACUGGCAUCAAUGUCCUCUCCAGAUGUCGCAUAUUCUCUAAUCCAACAACGAGCCGAGUCUUGCCGAUAUUACGCGCCCGAAAUCUCGAGCCAUGGCACCUUGACAUUCACCUACCCAUCUCCCAAUAUCACGAGAGCAACAAUUAACAAUGGUCCUGUGAAUUUCGUCGACCGCAACUUCGCCGACGAUCUGCUUGAUUUCCUCAUCCCGCUCCAAAAUGUGACAGACUCUACCCCCAAAGUUGUCAUAUUCGAUUCAUCGAACCCCAACUUCUGGCUCGGCCACAUCGACAUGACUUCUCUCAAGACGCCCAUAACAGAUGCCAAGAAGCAGCUGGGCGCUGACUACAUCAAGUUCACGCAGCUGCUCCAGAACAUCACCUCCACCAUCUUCAUCGCCGAGAUUGACGGGCGCGCGUUCGGAGCCGGCAACGAGAUUGCGGCGCAGAUGGACAUGCGCUUCGUUGGGCCUCGUGCGCGCACGGGCUCGUUCGAGGAGGCCCUGGGUCUCAUAGCCGGUGGUGGCGGCCAGACCUUCAUGGGCUCCAUCUUGGGCAAGGCCAAGGCGCUCGAGUACUUGCUUGCUGCGAAAUCAUUCACCGGACCGGCGGGUGAAGCUCUGGGUCUUUACAAUAAGUACUAUGAUGACUCGCAAGCGCUCAAGGACUCAGUGCUGGAACUGGCCCAGCGGAUCGCCCUUUUCCCGCGAGUGGCGUUGAACCAAACGAAGUCAGUACUGAGCUUCCUGAAUCCGCCGAACGAUGCUUUCCAGCUUGACUUCGAGGCUUUCUACGACAUCGAGCAGGGCCCAGAGCAGCAGGCCAAUGUCAGGAAGUUCAUUGAGCUGAGCGAGGGGCAGUCGGCGAAUCAUUAUGAGCUGGGCUUGGGUGACAGUGUCAUGGCAUUGUAUGAUCUUUGGGACGGAUCGGUGUAACAUGGAUGGCAUAAGGAAUAAUCAUUGGACCAAAUGGGAAUCACAAUGAUACGGCCCUGGUGCCUUGAGAUACUUCCGUCCGAAAAGCAGAUAGUUUUUCUUUGCGCUCAGUGUAGAAUUAAUCCUAGAUUUAGCGACAACUCAUUGACAAUCACUAACGCCCCAUGGCAGAAUCCUUAAAUAACACAC
Molecule: messenger RNA, 1487 nt
Organism: Xylaria bambusicola
Lineage: Eukaryota; Fungi; Ascomycota; Sordariomycetes; Xylariales; Xylariaceae
Product: ClpP/crotonase-like domain-containing protein
Exons: 1
Coding region: 315-1298 (327 amino acids)
Biological process (GO): fatty acid beta-oxidation
Molecular function (GO): enoyl-CoA hydratase activity
Source: RefSeq, a predicted model, not a curated record